Neltuma alba is the source of this 1828-nucleotide messenger RNA. Its product is annotated as protein FIZZY-RELATED 3. Lineage: Eukaryota; Viridiplantae; Streptophyta; Magnoliopsida; Fabales; Fabaceae. Gene Ontology annotation, biological process: anaphase-promoting complex-dependent catabolic process; positive regulation of ubiquitin protein ligase activity; positive regulation of anaphase-promoting complex-dependent catabolic process. The record is from RefSeq and is a predicted model, not a curated record. Gene Ontology annotation, cellular component: anaphase-promoting complex. The transcript has 8 exons. Bases 115 to 1539 code for a protein of 474 amino acids. Gene Ontology annotation, molecular function: anaphase-promoting complex binding; protein binding; ubiquitin ligase activator activity.
AACCUCAAAAUACGACCGUUGGGAGUCUUCCUUUUCAGCUACACUCCUGUGAGACUCCUCCCCCGUCUUCUUCCUCUUCACCUACCUCCCUGUCCGCUCAAAGAAUUCCAAGAAAUGGAGUCGUCUCCGUCCGGGAAAUCGUCCGGACUCAAUCUUCCCGCCGGCAUGUCGGGGAGCUCGCUGCGCCUCGACACCUUUUCGGGUUGUUUGCGGGCCAAUCCCAAUUUGUCAUCGCCAUCCAAAUCCUCCUCCUCGUGCAGCGAUAGAUUCAUACCUUGCAGAUCUUCUUCGAGGCUCCACACCUUCGGGCUGGUGGAGAAGCCUUCCCCAGUGAAAGAUGGGGCAAACGAGGCUUAUACCAGGUUGUUGAAAUCUGAGCUCUUUGGGUCUGACUUCGGUUCUCCUUCCCCUGCAGGUCAAGCUUCCCCCAUGAGUCCCAGCAAGAAUAUGCUCCGCUUCAAGACUGACCAUUCCGGUCCCAGCUCCCCCUUCUCGCCCUCUGUUUUAGGCCACGAUUCUGUAUUCUCUUCCGAGUCUUCAACCCCGCCCAAGCCUCCUCGCAAGGUCCCCAAAACACCCCACAAGGUUUUGGAUGCACCGUCACUUCAAGAUGACUUUUACCUGAAUUUAGUCGAUUGGUCCUCACAAAAUGUUCUUGCCGUGGGACUGGGCACUUGUGUGUACCUCUGGAGUGCUUCCAACAGCAAAGUGACAAAGUUAUGUGACUUGGGACCUCAUGAUGGGGUGUGUUCUGUCCAGUGGACCCGGGAAGGCUCCUACAUUUCCAUUGGCACAAACCUGGGUCAAGUUCAGAUAUGGGAUGGAACUCAGUGCAAGAGGGUUAGAGCAAUGGGAGGGCAUCAGACAAGAACGGGGGUGCUGUCAUGGAAUUCACGCAUGUUAGCUUCAGGAAGCAGGGACAGGAACAUACUGCAGCAUGAUAUGAGAGUCUCAAAUGACUUCGUGAGCAGGCUGGUGGGGCACAAGUCGGAGGUGUGUGGAUUAAAGUGGUCGCACGACGACAGGGAGCUGGCGUCGGGCGGAAAUGAUAAUCAGCUGCUGGUAUGGAAUCAACACUCGCAGCAGCCGGCACUGAGACUCACAGAGCACACAGCUGCGGUGAAGGCCAUUGCGUGGUCGCCUCACCAGGGGGGCCUCCUGGCGUCUGGUGGUGGAACUGCAGAUCGCUGCAUUCGCUUCUGGAACACUACAAACGGCCACCAGUUGAACUGCGUUGACACCGGCAGCCAGGUAUGCAAUCUUGCUUGGAGUAAGAAUGUGAACGAGCUAGUGAGUACUCAUGGCUACUCCCAGAAUCAGAUUAUGGUGUGGAAAUAUCCAUCAAUGGCCAAGGUUGCCACACUGACGGGCCACACCAUGCGAGUGCUGUACCUAGCCAUGUCCCCCGAUGGUCAGACCAUAGUGACUGGUGCAGGGGAUGAAACUCUUCGGUUUUGGAAUGUUUUCCCCUCCAUGAAAUCGCCUGCACCGGUCAAGGAUUCAGGCAUGUGGUCACUCGGACGUACCCAUAUUCGAUGAUACAUACGAGGAAAAGAUGGCAUUUUAAAUUAUUGGUAAUUAACUACUACUUGUAAAUGGAUGCUGUUUUCGUUUUUUGGGGUCAAACACCGAACACGGAUGAUGUAUAGCGUAAAUCCCAUAUUAUUAGGUAGCCAUUCAUUAAAUCAACUUAUGAAUUUCCGACAUUGAAGGAAAAGGUUGUUCAAGACUAGUCAGCUGAAUUUUAUGCUACAUGUACUUAUCAGGAUUUUGUAAAUUUUAUGCUAUAAGAAUGCAAGAAAAAGACUAUAACGUCUUGAAUAUAGUA